Desarmillaria tabescens is the source of this 1548-nucleotide messenger RNA. RefSeq lists its product as uncharacterized. The record is from RefSeq and is a predicted model, not a curated record. The transcript is spliced from 8 exons. Lineage: Eukaryota; Fungi; Basidiomycota; Agaricomycetes; Agaricales; Physalacriaceae. Bases 1 to 1548 code for a protein of 515 amino acids.
AUGCGACCUGUUCACCAGCGACCUACCGAUCCAGAGCAUUUGACAUUAGAAGAACUAGCACAGCUAGUGUCCACCACGGAAGGUUAUCUCGCAAGAGAUUGGAGUUUGAACCUUGGCUGGAAUAAUAUGCGGUAUAUUAUCGAAUCAGCAUUACUACAAGCCAAACUUCUUCGCCGGACACUUAUUAUCCCUUCGUUCAUCUAUGCGCGUAGUUGCGAGUACGAUUUGCAUGUAUGUUCCGACUACGCUACGAUGGUUAACAAAGGGGAUGCAUUGGGAAGCAAGGAAUGGCUCGAUCUUCCCACUGAACAACAGAUGGCCUGGGUUCUACCCAUAAAUCUGAUGAUCAACGUCACCAAUCUCCGCCAAUCACACCCAGUCAUCACUGUAUCUGAUUAUCUUCGCUUGCAUGGUCAUGACAGCGAUGCCGAAGCUCCCGACGGACAAUGGCAGAGAGUAUCCUACCAUCUGACAGAAAAUGUACUCACAGGGAAGAUUCCGGAACUGUAUGUCAUCGAGAAUGGGUGGUAUGACCCUCCCGGAACCGUGAGGGUUGAUGAGAUGGUCACAACUAAUAACGAGGCAAAUGAUUUGGAUGCGGACGAAGGAGGAAUUUAUAGAACACUACAAGACGCUCUUCCAGGUGAUCAAGUACUUCUGAAUUGGAAUACUGCACAGCAGGUGCUGGGCCUCUCAAGCGACGAAGACCUUGAGAGGGUGAUAGUUGACAAUGGAUGGGAAGUGGUACACACUUUUAAGCCCCUAUUAGGGAUGGAGUACAGCAAGGCAGUAGUGGAUCCAAUACGACAGGUCGCACCUCGAAAAGCGUUACGUGGAUUCAAGAAUGAUUUUGAAGGUCGAAAGGAAGACGUUGUACUGCUUGCUGGAGAAGUACAUUAUGGACGGAAGCCCGGGUCUAUGCGAUUUACAACACGUGCUGCUUUGGAUGAAUAUGUCGGCUUGGUGCUAGAUGACGUCCGCAGGAUUGACACCGUCUCAGCUCUCGCGGAUGCAAUGGUUGAGCGCAUGUACACGUUCACGGAAGGGAGACUUUGGAUGGGGGCACAUAUGCGCCGCGGAUACAACUGGGUGAUGGAGAAGACACCAGAAGAGCAUAUCGCCAGAGUCAAGAACCAUCUAAAGAAAGGCAGAGAGUUCAUAGGUGCUGUGAGAAAGGGGAAGGAGACAUUGAAAACCUCCGAUGUCCCAGAAUCGCUACACAUUACACCAGACAUGGACAUCCUCAAGAGAAAGGUGCCAUUACCGGGAGACUGGUUCUAUGUUGCAACAGACGAGCGGGACACAACGGUCUUGGAGGGAUUCCGUCGAGAAGGUGCCGUCUUCAUGGAUGAUCUCCUCACCGUCGAAGAUCGACGCGGCGAGUUAUCGUGGCCAUUGAUGCUUACUGAUUUUCGUGGCUUGGUGGAGCAGCUUGUCUUAUCGCGGGCUGCAUUCUUUUACGGGCAUGCGAUGAGUUCAGUUGCAGGCGGUGUGAUGAAUCUACGAGCGAUGCGAGGGAUGGACCCGCGCACUGCAGAUGUGGACUGA